Cephus cinctus (wheat stem sawfly) is the source of this 5870-nucleotide messenger RNA. Its product is annotated as receptor-type guanylate cyclase Gyc76C. Gene Ontology annotation, biological process: protein phosphorylation; receptor guanylyl cyclase signaling pathway; intracellular signal transduction. Gene Ontology annotation, molecular function: protein kinase activity; guanylate cyclase activity; ATP binding. Bases 784 to 5055 code for a protein of 1423 amino acids. NCBI's taxonomy places the organism in Eukaryota, Metazoa, Arthropoda, Insecta, Hymenoptera, Cephidae. The transcript is spliced from 18 exons. The record is from RefSeq and is a predicted model, not a curated record.
UGGCAACGGGUGGUUGUGUGCUUCGUAAAAGUAUCCCUUGAGUUUUCUCACCGUGGGAGCGGAGAGUGUCCAAUGGUACACGCCGGAUAAUCGUCGUGCGGUUAAGCGAGCGUCGUGUAUCCCGUUGGUAGAACGCAAAGAGAAAUCGUACGUACAGUGCGGAAAGGCCUCCGUGCGCGUACAAGUGCGUCGCGCGAAAGAGAUCAAACAAGGCGUCGCGUACCUUCCGCGUUUUCGUUGCAUUCACGAUUACUUCUUGUUCUGUGCGACAAAAAAAGAGAGCGAGAGAGAUCGACCGAGGCUAAGAGAAGAUACGAUUAUACAGCAAGAGGGGAAGUGAUACACGGUAGUAGGAGAAAGGGAAGGCGAAAGAGAGACAGGGAGGAAGAGAAGCUACGCGGAAGGAGAGCAGAAGAUUGAGGAGAGGGACGGAGAGAGAGCGAGAGUGAGAAAGAGACAGGACUGGGCAAAGAGCGGAAGAUCCUGAAGAGAAAACGAAAGAGGAAUAAACAUAUAAAUAAAUAAAGGAGUGUAGUUUGUGCCUAAGACGGUGGCUUCGUUACGAGAAUGAGCUAACCUGCGCUCAUUGGAUUACCAUGCUGGAUACAGCCGCGUGUAACAGGUGGCUGUUUGACGUUCAGGCCGAAACGGAGAAGAGUCCUCUCUGGCGUCAUAAUGCUUGCGAAAUAGCAAACGACCAUCGACGAUCUUCCUGCUGAGGACAGCUUGCCAUGUUGUUUAGGUGAAGCAGGAGGGAGGCGCUGACCGGUGGGGGCGGCGGCCAUGCGCCCCGGCCCGCCAGAUUCGAGCCGACGCAGGCCUCCCUGUCGCCAGCCCCCGGCCCAGCUGCUGCUCCUCUUUCUACCCGGCCUGCGGGCGAUCCUCUUCCUCCUGAUUCUGGCCACAGCCGUCGGGCCCCCUCUCACCGUCGCUGAUUCAUCCUCGCUGCUGCCUGGGACCCUCGAGGGUCCACCUCGCAAGUCCCAAAAUCUCACCAUUGGCUACCUCACUGCUAUCAAGGGUGGUCUCAAGGAUCGGCAGGGACUCGCUAUCUCUGGGGCACUCUCCAUGGCACUGGAUGAGAUAAACAGCGACCCGAGUAUAUUACCAAACGUGAGGCUGGUGAUGCGUUGGAGCGAUACCCGGGGUGAGACCGUGGAGGCAACCAGGGCGAUGAUCGACAUGAUCUGCGACGGGGUGGCAGCCUUCUUCGGGCCAGAAGGUUCUUGUUACGUGGAGGCCAUAGUAGCCCAGUCCCGCAACAUACCCAUGAUCAGCUACAAAUGCUCGGACUACAAGGCUUCCAAGGUGAGCACCUUCGCACGCACAGAACCACCCGACACCCAGGUCACCAAGUCUGUCAUCGCUCUUCUUCUUCACUAUGGAUGGAACAAGUUCACCAUCAUCACCGAGAGCGCCUGGUCCACCAUUGCUCGCUCACUUGAGGAUCAGGCUGGCAAACAUAAUCUUACUGUUAAUCAUUACAAGACCGUUGAGGAUCGUCACACUUGCUGCGAGGAGAGGCUGCCAUGCUGCCAGGGCAGCGUAUGGUUUCAGCUUAUACAGGAGACCAAGAAUAUGACACGGAUUUAUAUUUUCCUGGGUACUGCCAUGUCUCUCAUCGAUAUGAUGAACUCCAUGCAGAAUCAGAGGCUACUGGAUAAUGGGGAGUACAUGGUGAUUCAUGUUGAUAUGAUGACCUACUCGCCACGCGAGGCACAGAAGUACUUAUGGAAACCGGAGCACUUCGAUCAUUUGAAGAACUGUCUCGAGCCCAAAGAUUUUCUUAAGAGGGCUCGCUCUCUCAUGGUCGUCGUAUCCACGCCACCUACACAGAACUACGAGGAAUUCACGAAGAAGGUUCGCGAAUACAGCAGCAGGGAACCUUUUAAUUUUGUAAUACCCGAGUUACUGAGAAAGUAUGAAAAGUACGUCUCUAUUCACGCUGCGUAUCUGUACGACUCGGUGAAGCUGUACGCGCGCGCCCUGGAUCAGCUUCUACGGGAUCAACCUGAUCAUAGCUUGGAGGAAAUUGCCAGCAACGGCUCGCAGAUCAUAGACACGAUAAUAAAAAAUCAUACCUAUCAAAGUGUCAGCGGCGCCACCAUUAGGCUGGACAAAUUUGGCGACUCCGAGGGAAACUUUUCGGUUCUUGCCUUGAAGAAGGACUCAUUCCGUAUGGAAAACUUCUCCUGCGACUAUCAGAUGAAGCCGGUGGGACAGUUCCAGCAGGGUGAAACUCUAGUGUAUAGACCAUCGGAGGCCAUGGAUUGGCCGGGAAAGAACAAACCGGAAGCUGAGCCCGGAUGCGGUUUCCUGAACGAGCACUGCCCCAAGGAUGACACACAUCUUCGCAGUAUCGUGGCCGCUGGCAUCCUGGCCGUUCUCCUCUUCUGCGCUGCCGUCAUUACCAUGAGUAUCUACAGGAGAUGGAAAAUUGAACAGGAAAUUGAGGGUCUUUUAUGGAAAAUAGAUCCAACCCAGAUUCACGGAUAUCCCCAUCUCGACAAUAAAAUGUCGUCCCCUAGUAAGUUAAGUUUAGUUAGCGCAAUGUCCUACGAGUCGAGGUGCGGAGGUCAAGUGUUCGCCCAGACCGGCCACUACCACGGUGUCGUGGUCAGGAUAAAGGAGCUGAAGUUCUCGAAGAAGAAGGACAUCUCGCGAGACGUAAUGAAGGAAAUGCGAAUAUUGCGCGAGAUACGCCAUGGAAAUCUCAAUUCCUUUAUUGGGGCUUGCGUCGAGCCCAUGAGAAUACUGUUAAUUACCGAUUACUGUGCCAAAGGAAGUCUUUAUGACAUCAUUGAAAAUGAAGAUAUAAAGUUAGAUGAUAUGUUCAUUGCGUCGUUAGUUCAUGAUCUCAUUAAGGGUAUGCUGUAUAUUCACGAGUCAUCUGCGCUAGUCUGCCAUGGUAAUCUAAAGUCUUCCAAUUGCGUGGUAACAUCGCGUUGGGUUCUACAAGUCUCAGACUUUGGUCUACACGACAUGCGGCACUGUGCCGAAUCGGAUAGUAUCGACUUAUUUUGGAAAGCGCCGGAAUUGCUGAGAAAUCCAAACGCACCGAUUCGUGGGACACAGGAAGGAGAUAUUUAUUCCUUUGCUAUUAUUCUUUUUGAAAUGAUUGGCCGCAAGGGACCCUACGGUGGUGUCAAUCUAGAGCCCAAAGAAAUCAUAGACAGAGUGAAAAGGUUUCCGGAAGACGGCGAGCCGCCAUUCAGACCUAACGUCGACAUUCUGUCCGAGUCUGAAGCUGAUUGUGCGGAAUACAUCGUCAGCACCAUCACCGACUGCUGGGCAGAGUGUCCAGAGCUCAGGCCGGACUUCAAGAUGAUACGGACUCGUUUAAAAAAGAUGAAAGCCGGUCGGCACCGCAACAUAAUGGACCAAAUGAUGGACAUGAUGGAGAAGUAUGCCAACAACCUCGAAGAUCUAGUCAGUGAGCGUACGCGCCUUCUUUUCGAGGAGAAGCAGAAGACUGAGGAUCUGCUGCACAGAAUGUUACCGGAACCCGUGGCCAACUGCCUCACGAAUGGUAUCGGCGUGGAACCAGAGGCCUUCGACCUGGUGACGAUUUACUUCAGCGACAUCGUCGGCUUCACGGCCAUGUCUGCGGAGAGUACGCCGUUUCAGGUUGUCAAUUUUCUCAAUGAUCUGUAUACUCUUUUUGAUCGGAUCAUCAAGGGCUACGACGUCUACAAGGUUGAAACUAUUGGAGACGCCUAUAUGGUGGUCUCGGGUCUCCCGAUAAAGAAUGGCAACAGGCAUGCCGGGGAAAUAGCUUCAAUGUCUUUAGAGUUGCUGAAUGCCGUAAAACAUCAUACUAUUGCUCAUCGGCCGAACGAGACAUUGAAAUUACGAAUAGGAAUACAUACGGGACCUGUUGUUGCUGGAGUGGUUGGUCUGACUAUGCCAAGAUACUGUUUGUUUGGUGACACAGUAAAUACAGCGUCACGUAUGGAGUCGAACGGGGAACCACUUAGGAUUCAUAUAAGUGGUCAGUGCAAGGAAGCUUUGGACAAGGUAGGAGGCUACAUCAUCGAGGACCGUGGCCUGGUGCUCAUGAAAGGAAAGGGUGAAGUUAAAACGUACUGGUUAACCGGAGCGACAGACAAGGCCAUACAAAAAAGAGAAGUCGACGUGGGCGAUUUGCCACCACUGUUCUCCAGACCUCGGCGAAGUCCAAAGCUGAACCCUGACUCGCGUCAAGCUUCUCUGCUGGCGGGUCUAGGUGCAGGAAGCCGAAGACAGUCUAGCGUACCAAGACCAUCCGGGGAUGAUUCAUCUUCACAGUGUGGAGGAUCGAGUCCAAUACCACGACCAGUUCACGCCAGAAAGCUGGAAAGAUCACCACUCUACCUAACGGACAGCGUGUCUAAGACAACCCUGGAAAACAUGACAGUACGCGAAGCAGAACUGGAGUCCCGAGUAGCAAACGUGAAGCUCGUCCUGGACGAUCUCUUCCUAGAGUCCCGUGGAAAGUUUCGCAAAAUUCCAAGGGUUCUAUCGACAAUAGCAUCCUCGUCGUCGACAAACGAUUAUCCCUCGCAGUCGGCCAUAAGAGAAUCCAGAUCCUUGGAUCCGUUUCCGUCGGAGAGUCACUCGCGUCGUCUGGAAUCGCAUCUCUGCUGGAGUCGCGAGCCUAGGAAGAGCUUUCGCUCUCUGGAGAAUUGCGACAAGUGUUCGCGGGCUGCACUCAAGACAAACAUUACGGACAAAGUGCUGAACAACAAUUAUCCAAAUGGUAACGUGAUAAUAGUGCCACACGCUCAUCAUGCCACGAGAAACGAGGCGGAGCCACUGUUGACCGAUGGCGAUGGCGGAAGCGGUGGGGUCUCCAUCGGCGAUGCAUCCGUUAAACGUUGGAGAUCCCUAGAUCAAGUAGCGUCCGCUGCCAAUGCGGAUAGCGUGCCCGAGAAGAAAGCCUCGGCGCGCAAUUCCAUACGGAGCUGGUGGGUCAACCUGUUUAACGGUAACGGACUACGCAGCAGUGACGUAUCUCUGCGGAGAGGUGUUAUAGCUGGUUACGACUUACAGUCGGAACGCGAGAGUAUAGUUUGAGGACGAGAACUUGGUCGUUCGAUCGUUGCCAUUCUCUUAGAUUAGACACAUGCAAUUUUAUGUAUAUGAAAGUUACCGACAGUGUAUAUUUUUUAAUAAUCUUAGAUAUUUUAUAUGGACGAGUGUCGCGUCAGAGUUAAGAAGGUGGGAGAGAAUGACACGUGCUCCAGAAGAAAGAGGCACAAUUCAAUUGUGGUACACAGUUGGUACAGUGGGCCUAUGUCUAUAAUGUUCUUUUACUCCUUCUUCCUUUUUUUAAAUCAGUGUGUAAACGAGAAAUAAACUCUUUUAUAAGAAAUAAAUCAUUCUAACCAAAGUAUACAGAGUAGGGGAGAGAAGUACGCUGUGAGCCGUGAUGUGCUGAAUAAUGUUGCGUGUAUACACAUUGUAUACAUAUCUAUAGACAUGGUUAUUAAGGAUCAUUGCACGAUUGUCAAUUUGAUUUUUAUUAAUUCGCAUGGUAGAACCAUCUUCAGGUGGUGCAACAGUUCUGAAUAACCGUGUAUAUGUAAUGUAAGGCGCAUCAGUGUAUUUAAAUUCUUACACGGCACAAGCGUGUACUCGCGCGCAUAAUUUGGCGUGCACGUAUAUGCGUAUACAUGCAUCAUUUAUGUAUAAUAUGUGUAUAUGCAUGUAGGUAAAUAAUAAUUGUUCACUGAUGGAAAGCAAAUUGUCUGUAUGGCUGUGAAAAGUGAACUAGAUUGUACCUAAGGUGCUUAGUAAUAUAUCACACGUUGUCAAAUGUAUAUAACUGAAUAAUAAUAUAUCUAUGUAAAACGAGGGGAUUUAAAUUAAACGGAUUAUUCCCUUCUGUA